CAAUCCCUUAUCAAAUUCCUGAAUUAUUUGCAUGCAAACUUUAAUCUGCUUUAUGUAAACAUCAACAUAAAAAUGUCAACAAGUUUAUCAGUCGACCAAUUUACUCAUGAGAAAGUGUCUGCUUUCUUGAUGCAUUUUUGCAAUCCUCAAACUUUAUAAAUUCCCGAUGCACUAAGAACAAUAUUCAUUUAAUUGUGAUCAGCAUUGAAGUUUGAACAAGAUGAGACUCUGGUAUUGGAUGUGGACAGUUUAGUGGAUCAUCUUCUAAUGCACAAGCUGCAUCGCAAAGCUUCAAUUCAGGAGGUGGAUUUCCUGGUUUUGGCACUGGAUUUACUGGAAGUUCGUCAAAUGCUCAGGCUGGAAGUAAGACAUUUAGUCAAGGAUAAAAUAAAAUAAAAUUUGUGAUUAAUUUAUCUUUGAAUGGUUUUAUUAAAAACUUUGGAAUUUUUGAAAUAAUUUUGACAAGCUUAUGAGCUAUAAAAUUGAUAAGAUUGUGUUAAUCUUUUGGAAAUUCUAAUAAAAAUUAAUUUGGGUUUUCCAAUGUAAAUAAAUCACAGAAAUAAAAUACUCAUUAAAUUUUUAAUUCUCUUUGCCAUAUUUGUAAUAAAAGAAGUACUCGGUCUGAAGCAGAUAGUCUCUUCGAGAGUAAAUUCGCUCAGAAGAAAUGACAAACUUUCUCAAUAUGAUUAUCGAAAGCUAAAAUUAUAUAUAUAUUUUUUAAGUUUUUUCAAAAUUUACAUGAUGUCCUAUAAAUUAACAGACCAAUCUAAUCACUAUUCAGUUCAAAGGAAUCAGUCUUCAAAAUUAAAUCAAAAUGAAAUUCUUAAUUAUGCUUUUUGCCAUUAUUGCUGCUGUAUUUGCAAUCCCACAGCAUUAUGGUGGACGUCCAAGUGCAUAUGGCUAUAGACCAGCAGGUGGAUUCAGUGGAUCAGCUUCUAAUGCUCAGGCUGGGUCACAAAGUUUUAAUACCGGAGGUGGAUUCAGUCCAUAUGCAGGUGGAUUUGGUGGAAGCAAUGCAUUUGCCAAUGCAGGAAGUCAAUCUUUUGGUUUCGGACGAUAAAGGAUGAUGAACAUUUUACAAGAAAUUAAUCUUCAAUGAGUAGUUUUAAGAGAGGCUUU
This is a messenger RNA of Chironomus riparius, 1119 nucleotides long. NCBI's taxonomy places the organism in Eukaryota, Metazoa, Arthropoda, Insecta, Diptera, Chironomidae. The record is from the annotation of a GenBank genome assembly.